Centruroides sculpturatus (bark scorpion) is the source of this 27212-nucleotide messenger RNA. RefSeq names its product microtubule-actin cross-linking factor 1-like. The transcript has 90 exons. Bases 1551 to 26633 code for a protein of 8360 amino acids. The record is from RefSeq and is a predicted model, not a curated record. Gene Ontology annotation, molecular function: structural molecule activity; calcium ion binding; protein binding. Gene Ontology annotation, cellular component: cytoskeleton; intermediate filament; cytoplasm. NCBI's taxonomy places the organism in Eukaryota, Metazoa, Arthropoda, Arachnida, Scorpiones, Buthidae. Gene Ontology annotation, biological process: intermediate filament cytoskeleton organization; wound healing.
AACACUUAAAAAAAGAAAGAAAAUUUCUCGUUCAUUAAGUCUUCUAAAAAGUUUAAAUAGAAACUUAAAUGUAUGAGAUUACGCAUUUUCGAAUACGAUUAGUGUUUUCCGCUUGGAAAGAUAAUAAAAACAAAAAUGGCGACUUUUUUCUAAGUAAUUGUAAACUAGCAGAAAUGUUAAAUAAAAAUCGUUUGAGAAUAGGGGAAAUUUUUAUAUAAAAGUUUGAAAUGUGACCUUGAGUCAUUUUGGAAUUUAGCAAUGAUUUUUACAUCAUAAAGAAAACAGUAUUUAUCUAUCCCUGAUGUCUAGAAAUUAAUGGAUUGGGCGGAGUUUCGUUUUACAAGGAUGGAAAUGGAACAAUAAAGGAUGGUGCCCUGUGUCUUGACUGCCAUCACUAGACUGAUUUUCGCGUCCUACAUAUCUAUCAUUGUGUGUUUUUAGUAUUUUUUCGCAUAACAUCGCCAACACGUUUUGCUUUUUAUUCUCCAAUUUCGCAAAACGGAUGGGCGAAUAAAACGCAAUUCGGGUGUGGCUGUUAAGGAUAUGUCUGCGGCACCUGUUGACAUUUAAAAAUCUAUCUAGGCAUUUUUUGAUAAAAAUUUCCAACCACCGUACUAGCUAAACUACCUCCGAAGCGCCCACGUUUUGCGUCUAGCUCCGGGGAACUGGUCCCUCCUGCCGUGGGUGUCUACGGAGGCAAUUCUCUCGGCCUUGAAAGGGUAAAUAAGGAAAAAAAAAACUUCUUUAAAUAAUAAUUAAAAGUUUAAUGCAUCGAAAAAUUGAAUUAUUUCAUUAUAUAGUGGAGCAUCUUUAGCUUUAUUAAAGUUACUAUUAUAGAUGGAUCUACCUCUCGCGUCAUCUCGUGAAGCGACGCUCACUAUUGUUUAAUAGUUGUUCUGUUUUAUAAAACACAACUAUUUGAUAUAAUUUCGUAACUGUUAAUCUCUUCUUGUCAUAAAAACAUAUAAAUAAUUUCCAGAAAUGACUUUUUCUUAACAAAGAAGAUAAUACAAGCAGGUGUGAACGCGACGCGACGAGGGCGCGCGGCUGCGCAUAUUAAGUGAUGAAAACAACCGAGAUAAGAAAAUUAUUUUAUUAAAUCAAUACAUAAACUUCAAUUUAAGUUUUAGAGGUGAUGAUAUCACGGUGAUAAUCAUUGAAUAGAAAGUAGAAGGAACAGAUAUAACGCGUAUCACCGUCUAACGUCACACCUGUACACUCGGAACAGGUGGUGCCUCCUGGCGUAUGCAUUCGGGAUGUCUGCUUUACCUGGACGGUCCGAUACACAAUAGUUUCUGAUAACACAUUCAAAGCUACAGUUUCCUGUGUUUACAAAUAUUUCCGAAACCUCUACUGUAUGCAGGAAUGUGUAUGAUGGGACUAUACCAAAGUGUCGGAGGGUUUGCGUGGGACAAAACUGUUCGUAGCCAGCCGAGCCACGCAUACAGGUCACACCAUACAUGGAGCGAAACCCGUCAGGCCAGUUCGACUCUACUAAGGCGUAUUUAACGUGGUGACGCCAUAGUCGGCGGCACAGUGAGUGAGUGACUAUGUAUUCGUUUGUGAGAGGAGCUCGUCUUUUCGUUAAAGGUACGAGGGACAGAGACGACGCCGAUAAUGUACCCGAUCCCGGCGAUCAAUUGGAGCCCGAUCGUGCUCUUGUACAUGCGGUCUAUCAUCAGACUAAAGCCCAAAUGGCAUCGGCUUCUCAGGAAUCCAAAGAGGUGUAUAGAACCAAUCACGUGCGUAGCGGAUUGAGGACCGUACACACUUCUCGCGUCAUACGCAAGACCACGACGCUAACAAGAGCGGAACAUAAAACGUUAGCGGAUUCUUCCGUCCACUCGACGAGAAACGAAGGUACACAAACUCUAGCACUGCCCAAAAGAUCGACCGAAACUAAAAGGACCGUAAACAAAACUUCAGAAUCCAGAAAGAAACUAAAGAUUUCUGAUAUUAUCACAGGCCAUACAGAUGAUAAUCUUUCUGCACGUGAAGCUCUUCUUCGCUGGGCUCAACGUACUACAGACAGAUAUCCUGGUGUAAAAGUUACAGAUUUCACUACUAGUUGGAGAGAUGGUUUAGCUUUUAAUGCCAUAAUUCAUAGAAAUAGGCCUGACCUGAUAGAUUUUAGAUCUUUAAGAAACAGGACAGCUAGAGAAAAUUUAGAAACUUCAUUUUACAUUGCUGAAAAAGAAUUUGGUGUUACUAGGCUACUUGAUCCAGAAGAUGUCGAUACACCUGAACCUGAUGAAAAAUCUCUCAUCACUUACAUAUCUUCCUUGUAUGAUGUCUUUCCAGAACCACCAGCAUAUCAUCCUUUUGCUGAUGAUGUAAAAUCGGAAUGUAAUAGAUUCCGCGUAGAAGAUGUUCCUCCCAGAUUACAAGAUAAACAAAGGUUAUCACAUAUGAACAGGGAAUUACAGAAAUUAUUUCGUGAAAGUGGUGCUGUGGAUAUAGAAGUGGAAUUACAGUAUGAUACUAUAGAAAGACAAUGGAAUAGAUUAAUGCUUGCACUUCAAGAAAGGGACCAAGCAAUUCAUAUUGAAAUAAACAGAUUAGAAAAAUUGCAAAGAUUAGCUGAGAAAGUGCAUAGAGAAGCCAAACAAUGUGAUAACAAAUUAGAUGACGUAGAAAAAAAAAUAGCAGAAGAGGAGAAACGAAUUCAAAGACUUCAUCCAAUGGAUUCAAAGCAUAACUGUGAUCAAAUAGAAUCAAAUUUAAAACAUAUUGAAGAUAAUAUUAAGUCCAUGUUUAGAGAUGUACAAACUUUAAAAGAUGGAAAAUAUCAUCAAGCUCCUGAAUUACAAAGAAGAGUACAAAUAAUUCAUGAACGCUGGGUUAACAUUCAGUUGAAUUUUCAAUCUCGCCUUCUAAACGUUCUUGCUACUCGAUCUUUUGUAACUGAAGAGCGCAAGGUCACAAAACAACGUCACAUAGUAACAGAACAAAGACUUGUUGAAACAAAUAAAUCAUUCCAGUUUCUUCAAGAAUGUAUUGAUUGGAUAAAUAAUAAAUUGAAAGGUUUGGAAGAAGCAGAUUAUGGAAAUGAUUUGCCAAGUGUCCAAACAUUUUUAGAACAGCAUCAAAUUGACCAUAGAACAAUUGACCAAUUCCAAAAAAAUAUUGAUAAGUGUGUCUCUCAAAAGAAUCAUUUUAAAGGAGAAGAAUAUGAACUAUAUUGCAGAUUAUUGGGUAGAUUAGAAAAAGGAUAUUCUGAGCUUUUAGUCAUGUCUAAUAAACGUCUUAGUGAUUUGGAGACACUAGUAGAUUUUAUUCAAUCAGCAACAAAUGAAUUAAUUUGGAUGAAUGAAAAAGAAGAAACUGAAGUUUCAAGAGAUUGGAGUUCUAAAAACUUAAAUCUUGUUGAGGUUGAACAAUAUCAUAAGUUACUAACUAGCGAUAUGGAGAGGAGAGAAAUACAAUUUAAUUCAGUACAAGAUAGAGGUGAGAGUUUAAUUCUUCAACAUCAUCCUGCUACAAAGUGCAUUGAGGCUUACUUAGCAGCUAUGCAAACACAGUGGUCAUGGCUUUUGCAAUUAAUUCGUUGUCUUGAAGUUCAUUUAGAUCAUGCUUCAAACUAUCAUCAGUUUUUCAGAGAAGCAAAAGAAUGUGAACAGUGGUUAAAUCAAAUAGAAGAUAAAUUGAAAACAACAUUUAGUAAACAAAUAUUCAAUAUUGAUGAAGGUGAAAGGCUGAUAAAAGAAAUGCAUGAAUUGAGAAACAAUAUUUCACGUUAUGGAGAUGUUGUCUCUGCUCUAAUAGAACAAAGUAAACAUAUUGUCCCACUGAAGCAACGCAGAUAUCCUCUUCCCAGGCCGUUGCGUAUUACAGCUAUAUGCACAUAUAAACAGCUAAAUAUGGUUAUUACAAAAGAUGAACUAUGUUGGCUUCAUGAUAAUUCUCAGAAGAUCAAAUGGAAGAUAAAUAAUUCUAGUGGAGCAGAAGGAAUGGUACCAAGUGUUUGCUUUGUUAUUCCACCUCCCAAUCAAGAAGCUCUUGAUUUAGCUGAAAGCUUGAAACGACACUAUGAUAUUGUAGUUUCUCUGUGGACAACAAAGCAACAUAAACUAAGACAAAAUAUGAUUUUUGCUACCAUUAAAAUUGUAAAGUCUUGGGAUUUGGCACAGUUUCGCAGUAUGGGUAAACAUCAGAGAGAAUCAAUAUUAAAAGCAUUAAACGAAGAUACAGAAAAACUUGUGAGUGAAGGUGAUCAGGAUGAUCCUGCACUAUUAAGAUUACAAGAAGAAAUGAGAUAUUGUAAUAAACUUUUCUUGGAACUUCAAAAACAACUUGAACUUGAAGAAGCCGAAAUGUCUCCUAAAGGUCCAGUAAGACGAUUCAAUGAUAUGGUAGCAUCAAUGCAGAAUAUAUUAAAUGAGAAAGAGAGAACUUUAAAUAGUAGAGUUCAUUCUCCCAUUCCUCGCACAUUAGAUAUGUUAGAAACUAUGGUUAUACAACAUAAGGAAUUUGAAACUGAACUUCAUAAUUUGGAAUCACAAAUUCAAGAAAUUCAACAAACUUUCCAUUCAAUUACUAGAAAAUCUCCUGUACUCCAAACUAGACAUGAUACUAUGGCAGAAUCUUGGGAUAGAUUAUGGAGUAUAUCAAGAGUAUAUAUUGAAAGAUUGAAAUCUGUGGAAAUCUCUCUUCAUGGUAUGGAAGAAUCUACUCAAGUUGUCUCAAAUGUGGAAUUACAGCUUGCUUCUUAUGAGAAUAUGCCAUCUGAUUUAGAUACUUUAAGAAAAGUUCAUGAUAAUUUACUGAAUGUCCAAGUUGAAAUACAACAACAUCGGUAUACAUUGGACCAAUUAACAGAAAGUACUACAAAAGUACGUCACUUAACAGAACAAAGCAGACCAAAACAAACAAUUCAUCAUGAUGUUAAUAAAUUAGAUGAAGAUGUCAGAAAAUUAACAAAACGUUGGGAAAAUACAUCCACACAAGUUGUUGAACGACUGAGAAGUUGUGAAGCUGCUUCUGAGCUUCUAAGAACAUACAAGAGUAAAAUGGAAGUUGAGAAAGUAUGGGCUACUGAUAUGUCUUUUAAAAUAGAAGAAAUUAAACCUGUAAAACAUCCUGUAGUUGAUGCUGAGAAAGAAAUGGAAAAAUUAAUGACUUUUUAUAAUUCUCUUGCUGAGAAGAAAAAUUCUAUAGAAAAUGUCAACAUUUUGGGAGGAAGAUAUAUUAGAGAAGCCAAGAUAUUUGAUCUUCGUCUCAAACACUACAAAGAAGGUUUAGAAGAAGUUCAUCCUAGUCUUGAUGCCAGCGUCGUAAAGAAAGCAAAAUUAUCUUCUGGUGCUGAUGUUGUAAGUCAAGAACUAGAUACUCUUAAUCAACAGUAUACCAAUAUGGUGGAUAGUCUAGUUCAACAUAUUAAUGAAUUGAAAGUAGCAAUAUCAAAUCAUAAUGACCAGAAGUUCUCCGUCACCAUUCAGCAAGCCGUUCCAAUAGCUGUGAAGACGUUCCGAACUGAAUUAAUCCUUGAGCAAGUUCCUGUUCAUGAAAGAAAGACCAUCUAUCAUACAGAAUCUACUAUUAAAACAAUGAAUUAUUGUGAAGAAGAUUACAAUGCAGAAACUCAACACGUGUUGUCAUCAGUAAUGCAGCCUUCAAAUGACUUGGAAAACUCAACUUAUGUUAAUACCACUUCUUCUACAACAUUAAAUGGUGCAUUCCAUAAAUAUGAUAGCACUUUAACAUUUUCAGAAAUUAAAAGUUCGAGAAAACUUGAAAAACUAGAUCAGUCAACAAAUACAGAACAUAUAACUUCAAUAAGAGCUAUUUUGAAUACGAGAACUGGAGAAAAAUUAACACUAUAUGAAGCAAUAAAAUGUAAUAUAAUUAAUUUGAAAACAGGACAAUACUUAGAUGUAAAUACUGGAAAACAAAUGAGUUUACAUAAUGCUGUUACACAAAAUUUUAUAGAUACUGAAUUUGCUGGUUGUUUAACUGAAAUGUGUGGUAUUAUUGAUCCAAAAACAGGCAUAGAAUUAACAUUAAUAGAAGCAAUUCAAAAGGGUUUGUAUGAUCCUGAAAAUGGAGUUUUCCUGGAUCCAAAAAAAGGAAACUCCAUAAGUUUAGAUGAAGCUCUUAAUUUAGGAAUAAUAAGAGAAGAAAAACUUAAAAAUCUAAUGGAAUUGCAUAUUAUUAACAUUUCUAAACUUACACUUACUGAAGCCAUAAAAAAGCAUUUACUUAAUCCAAAAACAGGAAUAUUUACAGAUCCAGAAACACAUAAACAGCUAACAUUAGUAGAGGCCUUUAAAGCUAAAUUUCUUGAUAGUUCUUAUAUAUAUGUAAAUGAAGGUGAAAUAUCAUUAGUUGAUGCUAUAGAUAAAGGUUUAAUUGAUGAAAAUUCUGGUCUAUUAGUUGAUCAUUUGUCUGGCGAAAGAUAUUACAUUGACGAAGCAGUUGAUAAAAAAAUUUUGCAAUCUCAUAAAACUGAAGUUUAUAAUUUAAAAACAGAAGAAUUUUGUUCAGUUAAAACUGCAAUAUAUGAGAACAUUUUAGAUUUAAGUUUGGGCAAAUAUCAUGAUAUAACAAAACAAGAAAACUUUAGUUUUUUGAAAGCACGUAAAAUGAAAUUCAUUACUAACCCUUUAACUUUAAGAGAACUUGUAGAAUAUAAUUUGAUAAGUGUGAACAAUACAAUUAUUCAUCCUAUUUCUCAUGUUGAAUUAACAAUUCUUGAAGCAGUUGCAGUAGGAAUAAUAGAUACUCACACAAGAAACAUUGUUUCAAAUCAAACUGAUGAUUUACUUUCUCUUCCUGAAGCUAUGGAACAAGGAAUAAUAACAUCAAAUGGACAUUAUUAUAAUUCAGAAACCAGAGAGAUUUUUAGUUUAAAUGAAGCUGUUGAAAAAGAAUUAAUUCUUCCUAUUUCUCAAAAAACAGUUUUUGAUAUUGAAGGAAUCAAAGACUCACAAAUCUCAGAAUAUGUAAGUUUUAAUAAGGCCAUUAAAAAAGGAAUACUUAAUAAAAAUUUAAAUACAUACUGUGAUUUUUCAUCUAAUAAAUAUAUAACAUUAUCAGAAGCAACUCAACAGCAUCUUAUACAACCACAACUUUAUCAAUUACUUACUAAGAAAAUUGGAAUAAAAGAUGAUAAAGGGAAUGAAUUAACAGUUAUAGAAGCAGUCUUUAAAGAUCUGCUUGAUUCUAAUACAGGUAAAUUAAGAGAACCAACGACAAAAAAAUUUAUUUCUUUAAUGGAUGCUCUAAACCAGAAUAUGAUAACAUUAGAAGGUGCUUCAACUUUAAAAAGUCUGUUAAAUAUUUCAGUUUUAGUUAAGACUGUGACCAAUAAAACAACAAAAUUUGUAACUAUUUAUGAACAGUCUGUUAAUUCUGGAACAAAAAUAACAUUUCAAGAAGCUAUGAAAGAUGGUCUUAUUGAUGAAACCAAUGGUACAUUUAGAGAACCAAAAUCUGGUAAAAUUAUAUCUCUGGAAGAAGCAAUUAAUAGUGGACUUCUAGGAUUAACUUCUGAAUGGCCAAGUUCUCCAGAAACUGAUUAUGCACAGAACAGAACAAAACAGACUCUAGAAUUUACUUUUCAGAUUCCUUCACAUGAUACUGAAAAACUGUUGAAAAGUAAACAAGAAACAGUUACAUCUAUCAAAGAUGAAUCUUUUUCGUUUGAGAGGAUGAGCAGUCCAAAACAAGUUACUGAAAGUAAAAUAUUUAAGGAAGAAUUAUUUAAAAAUUUAGCAAGGACAGAACUAAAUUCUAUUAGUACUAAUGGAUAUCAGGAAUAUAAAUCUCUUAUGAAUGAAUAUGAGCAACAGGUAGACGUACCAUCUGGAGGUUGGUUUCUAAAAGAAGUAAUAGAAAAUGGGAUGUUUGAUUGUGAAACAGGUCUCUUUAGUAUUCUUGGUACUGACAGAUUAGUUUCUUUUGAAGAAACAAUAAAAAUGGAAAUAAUAAAUCCUAAUUCAGUCAAUGUUGUUGAUCCUACAACUAAAACUGUUAUUCCUGUGAUUAAAUCAUUAGAGAAAAAUAUUUUGGAUUCUACAGGACAUUACGUUGAUGAGAAAAAUGGCACUAAAAUAUCGAUGAAGAAAGGAAUUGGACAAAAAUUAAUUUUUCUUGAAGACAGAAUGGAAGUUGAUGCCUUAAUAGAAAAAAGGAAGUUAAAUAUCACUGCUUCAUCAAAAGAAGUUUUUCAUGAAACAGGAAGAUUAGGAACUCAUGAAAAACCAGGGGAAACAAAGCUGCUGUUUUCUGAAAUAACAAGUUUUCCAAAAGUUAGCACUUCUGAUAAAAUGGUGUCAACUACUGCAAAUGAAAUUAUAAGAAUAGCUUCAGAUAUAUAUUAUGAUCCAACUUCUGGAAAAGUCAUUAAUUCUACCACAGGGAAGAGUUCUGAUAUUGUCACUGCUGUUAAAUCUAAAGAAGUUGAAUCAAAUCAACUUAGAGUGAAAGACAUUAAUACUGGGAAUAUGUUAGUCUAUGAAGAAGCAAUCGACAUAGGUCUAAUAAAUGAAGAAACUAAUGAAUAUGUAAACUAUAAAACUGGAGAAUCAAUAUUAAUAUCUGAAGCUAUGAAAAAUGGAUUAGUGUAUUUUUUAACUUCAAAUGUUGAUUCAAAGGAUGAUCAAAUUGUUGUUCCUAUGAUUAUAGAAGAAAAUCAAGAACAUUUAAAAAGUAUUCAUCAUGACAAAUUAGAAACAGGAAAGUUUCAAGUAAUUUCAUCAAAAGACAAUUCAAGUAAAUUAAAUUUGGAUAAUGAUAAUAAAGAAAAUCAAUUUAAGACUGAAAACAUAACACCAAAAACAAGAGAAUUUGUUGAACCACGAUUUGAAGUAACAUUUGGUAAGGCUAAAUCAGUUGAGUCUCCUAAACAGGCUUCAGUCUUACAAAAAAUUAGGAAAAAAAGUGUAAAACCAAAGGAAGCAGUAAAACAAGGAUUAGUCGAUGAAACUACAGGAGAAGUAUUAAAUGAUUUAGGAAAUUUGAAAACUUCUGAUGGCAAACAGUUAUCAUUAAAAGAAGCAGUAAAGUCAAAUUUAAUUGAUGGGAAUACAGGUGCUGUUGUUGAUCCAAAACGUAAUGUAAAAUUAACUAUACAAGAAGCUCUUGAUCUUGAAAUUCUGGAUCCUGAAAAUGGAAACAUUAUGCUGCCUGUAGGUAGAUCAUUAACUCUUCCAGAAACAGCAACUCAGGGAUUGAUUCAGCCAGAAUCAUUGAAAAUUAUACAUCCAGAAAUUGGCACAGUUUUAACCAUACAAGAUGCCAUUAUCUGUGAUAUUAUCAAUCCAUUCGCUACUGUUUCUGAACCACAAAGCAGAAGCAAAAUAACAUUACAAGAAGCAGUGAAUAAAGGAAUUGUAGAUUCUAUAACAGCUGAAAUUCAUUUACCAACUGGAACAAUAAGUAUAGUUGAUGCUACGAAAGAUAUGUUAGAUUUUUAUUUUCCUGCAAGUGAAACUAGUAAAAUGCCUUUGUUAGGAUUGACAUUUCCUGUUGCUUUGCAACAUAAACUAAUAGAUACAAAAACCAAACAGUUUACACAUCCAGUUACUAAUGAACAGCUCUAUAUUGGAGAUGCUAUAGAUGCUGGUUUGAUAAUGACUGUUCCCAUUCUUCCACUUGCUGAUAGCAUUAAUGUUAUAGAAGCUUUAGAUAAAAAUUUAAUAGAUCCAAUUUCUCUAACAAUGAUUCAUCCGAAAAGUGGACAAAAUAUUCCAAUAAAUAAUGCAGUUGAAUCAGGUUUACUUCAAAUAACUGCUUACCCAUUUAUAAGGCCACUUACAUUCAGACAGGCUUUUGAAAAAAAUUUACUUAAUUUAUCAGAAUGUAAAUAUACUGAUGAAAAAACAGGAGAAUUGAUACUAAUAUCUGAAGCAAUUGUUAAAGGAUGUUUAAUUUCAGAUGAUAGCAAAUUCAAAGGGAAAUAUUCUUUAAGUGAAUCAUUUAAUUUAUUGUAUGAUGAUAAGCAUAAUAUGUUUAGAAAUCCUCAAACUAGUGAAAUAGUUAUGUUUGAAAAUCUUCUAAGAGAAAAUUUAAUUGAUCUUGAUUGUAUGAUAUAUAAUACAUCAACUGGUGAAAUUAUGACAACUCUUAAAGCAUUAGAAAAUGGAAAAUUUGAUAUUAAAACUCUAAAUUAUAUCGAUUUUGAUCCAUAUAAAAAAGUUCCAAUAAAGGACGCAUUAAAAAUGGGAAUGAUAGCAGUUAUUGAUCUCUCAGGAUUAGCUAGCACCGAGACAAUGAAAGUUUCAAAUGAUUUGCAAAACAGAAUAAUCUCUCCUAGUCAUUUGGAAGAAGUGCCUUCAAAACUUCAAUUGCUUGCUCCAUCAUUAAUUGGACAGCAUAUUAACUUGAGAAAAUUAAUUGAAUUGCAAAUUAUAAAUCCACAGAAGUGUUUAUUAGUCUUGCAAAAGGAAAAUAAGAAGCUGACUGUUGAUGUGGCUCUAAAAAAUGGGAUUGCAGUUUUAGAUGAUGUAGUAAAAGUAUAUAGUUUUACAGAAUUAAUACUUAUCAGAUCUCAAAUUCUUCAGGAAAGAAAUGCAAUUAUUGAAUUACUUGAUCAAGGUUUUUAUAAUAAAAGUUCAUCAGUAUUUGUAAAUCCUCAAACUGGAGAAAUGAUAAGUUUUUGUGAACUUGUAAGUAGCGGCAUAUUAAAUGCUGAAAAGAUAGAAGUUAAAAAUUUACAAUCAGGUCAAUUUAUAUCACUUCUGGAAGCUUUUCACAAAUUAAUUAUAGAUAGAAAAACAGGACAAAUGACAGAUCCAAAUACUGGAGAAAAAGUAACGUUUAUUGAAGCAGUUGCAUUAGGUUGGAUUAAAGCUUCAGAAGAAAGUAAAGAAGUUACUUCAUUUAUCAAAUCAUUAACACUUCAGAAAGCAAUAGAGAAUAAGUUAUUUGAUAUAGAUAUUGUCACUUUUAAACAUCCAAUAACUGGAGAAUUUAUGGAAUUUUUUGAAGCAUUAAAAGCAGGAUUUAUAGAUAUGACAUCAAUUGAUGUUUAUGAUCCUAAACUGAAGGAUCUCUUAACUUUAAAAGAAUCAAUAGAUUCUGGCUUGGUCGACUUGACAAAUAAUAUUUACAUCAAUCCCAUUACAAGUCAAGAAUUAACAUUAGAGACAGCAUUUAAGAAAGGCUUAAUUGUGAUACAUCGCCAUCCAUUUUCAUUAGAAGCAAUCAUUAGAAAUAAUUGUUACAAUCCUAAUACUGGUAUGAUUGAAGAUCCAAUCACAAAACAAAGUCACAAUAUUGAUAAUGCAGUAAAGAAAGGAUUAGUUGAUGCUUUUAUGACAGAAAUAAAAGAUACAAAAGCAGAUAAUAUAAUUUCAUUGGAUGAGGCUUUAGAAACUCAUCUAAUUAUUUCUAAAUCAGGUAAAUUGAAAGACACAGCUAAAAAUAGUCAAUAUACUUUAGAUGUUGCUUUACAAAAAGGACUAAUUAUGACAAAUCAAAUUCAAUUAACACUUUUAGAUGCAAUAAAUAAGGGUCUUUACAAUCCAUCUACUGGUUUGUUUUUAAAUCCUGCAACAGGAGAAGCAAUUACACUAGCAGAAAGCAUAAAAAUUGGAUUUAUUGAUGGUGAUUCAGCUAAAGUUAAAAAUGUUAAACAAGGAAAUUUAGUUACAUUAGAAAAAGCUAUAUUAACAGGCUUAUUAGAUGCCAAGCAGGGUCUUUUAAAAUAUCCUCAAGUCAUGACAUUAGAUAUUGCAUUGUUAAAAGGCUUCCUUGUAACUACAAGGCAACCAUGGUCUCUUCAAGAGGCACUUGAACAUCAGCUGUAUAAUUCAGAAACUGGACUUAUGAUUGAUUAUGUAAAUGGGAAAAAAAUAACAUUAGAAGAAUGCAUAUUACAGGGAUAUAUCAAUAAGAAUGCAUUGACAGUUAAAGAUCCAAGAUCAGACAAUAUAUUGACAUUACUUGAAUCUAUUCAGGUUGGAAUUAUUGAUCCAAAAUUGGGUAUUGCUAUAGAUCCAAGACAUGGAUCAGAAAUGAAUUUCUAUGAUGCAGUAGACAGAGGAUUGAUUUUAUCUGCAAAACGAAGAUAUUCCCUUCCAGAAGCAAUUUACAAAGGAUUUUACGAUUCAGAAACUGGAUUUUUUAUUAAUCCAUCAUCUCAGGAAAAGAUGUUAACAGAAAAAGCUAUUAGAAGUGGUUUAAUAGAUCCUAAUUCUACUCUUGUAAUAAAUGAGAGUGAUGGAACACUACUUACAUUUAAUCAAGCAGUUCAACAAAAUAUAAUUGAUACUGUAGAUGGAAAAUUUAUUUCAAACAGAAUGGGAAAGAAGUUCAACUUUCAGGAUGCUUUUGAUAGAGGACUAUUGAUUGACUUGAGAAGACCAUUAUCUUUAAAAGAUGCACUACUAAAAGGUCUGCAUGAUGAAAGAAAUGGUAAAUUUCUUAAUCCUGAUACAGGAAAAUAUAUAACUUUGAAAGAAGCUCUUGAAAUAAAUUUAAUAGAUGCUGAAUCUGUUCAUGUUAAAGAUACUAAAAGUGGUUUUCUAAAGAAAAUAUCUCUUUUUACUGCAAUAGAGAAUGGUAUGAUAAACAAUGAAACAGGAAAACUUGUACUUCAAGAUAAAACUGAAGUGUCGUUGCCAAUUGCUUUUGAUUUAGGUUUGAUAAUUGAAAGCCAAAUGGCAAUAUCCUUACAAAAAGCAAUAAAACAAGGAUUAUAUAUAGAAGAAACUGGAAAGUUUACAGAUCCUAAUACUGGACAAAAUAUUACUUUACAUGAAGCUGUUAGACGCUUUGUAAUUAAUCCUUCUUUACCUUGUUAUUGGGAUCCUUUAUCUGAAAGAAUUCUUUUAUUAGUAGAAACAAUUAGAGCAGGAAUUAUAGAUCGAAGAGAAGGAACAUUUCAAGAACCUAAUAGUAAUCAGUGCAUACCUCUUAAUGUAGCUUUGGAACGUGGAUUUAUAAUAGACAUUGAAAAUCCAUUUAGUUUAUGUGAAGCUGUAACUGUUGGUUUGUAUAAUCCAGUAAAUGGAAAACUAGUACAUCCCACUAAUGGAAGAUAUUUAACACUUGAAGAAGCAAUACUAGAAAAUGUUAUUGAUUUAAAAACAUCAUAUGUGAAAAAUAAACAAACUAAUCGUUAUAUGUUAUUAUCUGCAGCCAUUGAUUCUAAACUUAUUGAUGCAGAACUUGGAAAAUACAUUGUUCCAAACUCUUCUCAAAUGCUAUCUUUUAAUGAAGCUGUACAAGAGGGUUUGAUUAUCAAGUGCAAGAAACCUAUGGAUAUAGAUGAAGUAUUUAAAAUGAAGCUAUUUGAUGUAACGACAGGAAAGUUUAUUGAUCCAGAAAUUGGUGAUAAACUUGAUUUAAGUCAAGCUAUUGAGCAAGGUUUAAUUGAACCAUCUACUGCAUCUGUUAGAAAUGCAUUUACUGGUCAAUUACAGUCAAUUAGAAGUGCUAUAGAAGAUGGGAUUAUUAAUGUUUCUUCAGGUACAAUUAUUGAUGAACGAAAUGAUAAGACAAUAUCACUAUUACAAGCAUAUGAAAGUGGAUUAAUUAUUAAAACUGAGAAGCCAGUUUCAUUUCAACAAGCUUUAAAACAUGGUUCUAUUGAUUUCAGUAAAGGAACUUUUAAGGAUCCUAAAACUAUGAUUGAGUAUACUUUAGAAGAAGCAAUAAAGAAUGAAUUAAUAGAUCCUGAAUCUGCUGUCAUUAAAGAUCCAACAACAGGAAGAUUUAAAACUUUAAAGAAUGCAAUUAAAGAAAAUAUUAUUGAUAUUAAAAGAAAAGUUAUGAUACAUCCAUUUCAUGGAAAAGCUCAAAGUUUAACAAUCAUGUUUGAUCAGGGAACACUAAUAUUUCUUCAUGAGCCAUUAAGUUUUGAUCAGGCAAUUGAAAAAGGCUUUCUAAAUACAAUUACAGGACAGUUUAAAAAUCAGGAAUUAAAUGAGCCCUUAAGUUUAAAAGAAGCUAUAGUAUUAGGUUACAUUGAUUCAGAUACAGUUCUUGUAAAAGAUACAAAAUCAAGAAAAAUAUUGAAGUUUCCAGAAGCUUUUGAUCUGAAUAUUAUCGAUCCAGAGAAAGGAACUGUUUUAAAUGCAGUUACUAAUCAGUUAUUGACAAUAAAUGAUGCUUUAAGUAAUGGUUUAAUUCUAACAUUUAAGAGACCAUUAACAUUAUUGGAAGCAUUGGAAUAUAAACUAUAUAAUUCACAGACUGGUUUAUUUCUUAACCCAUAUAAUGAACUUACAUUAACAUUUCAAAAAGCAAUUGCAUCAAAUCUUAUUGAUCCUACAACAACUCGAAUACGUGAUGCUCAUAGUGGAGAAAUAAUGACAAUUCAUCAAGCUCUUGAAUCUGGUUUACUAGAUGGUGAAGCUGGCUGUUUGAUAAAUUCCCACACAAGAAAGCGUAUUAAUCUGCUUCACGCUCUACGUGAUGGUCUACUGAUUGCGGCAGAAAAAAGGAUUGCUGUAGAAGAAAAAUAUAAGUUAUGUGGAGAUAGUAUUUCCAGACUGUUUUCUUGGGUUGAGAACACUGAACUUCAGCUGGCAGAUUUAGGCCUUGUUAAAGAAACAACUGAAGAACUACAUCAUCAAAUCAAUAAUGCAAAGGCUCUUAGAGAUGAUAUUGAAGAACAUCAAAAACCAAUUUUAAUUUGUUUGGAUCAAGUAUCUCAAGUAAUAGAACAAGGUCAAGAAUUAUUGAGCAAAGAAGAAAUUUAUCAACUUCAAAAAGAUUCAGAUUUGUUAAAGAGACGUUACGAUGCCUUAUGCAUUCAAAGUGAGAAAUUAUUGAGGCGUCUUAGUGCAGCUUUGGAUGAAUUACAUAAAUUUUCAGCUGAACUUCACAGUUUUAGUAUCUGGUUAACUGAAGCAAACACUUUACUUAUUGAUAAUGAGCGAAGUCUAGGGGAUCUUCAACAUUUGAGACAUAAUGCCAAUGCAUAUAAAACUUUUGCCAGUGAUGUUAUUGCACAUCAAGCUGAUCUACGUUUCAUAACAAUGGCUGCACAAAAAUUUUUAGAUGAAUCUAAGGAUUAUCUUCGAGGUUUGAAUGACUUCAGAAUAAAUCUUCCUCAUCGUUUACAUCACAUAGAACCAAUAGAAAGUGACAUAAAGAUGAAAGUUCAGGAUAUUACAACAACUUAUCAUAAUUUAUUAAAUCGUGUUAACAAAUUAAGUGAUAAAUUUGCAGGGUUAACUAGUAAACAGUUUCAUUAUCUUGAAUGUUCAGAAAAAGCAAUCAAUUGGUUAAGUGAUGUUCAGAAAACUGCUAGGACUUUACUAGAAGAACCAGUUGCUGCUGAACCAAAAGCUGUCCAAGACCAAGUUGAUCGCCUUAAAGCAUUAAGUACUGAUGUUGUUGGCCAGGCUCGAUUAAUUGAAAAUACAAAACAAGCAUCUAAAGUUUUACUAGAUAGUUUAGAAGGUGUUUCUGUUAACUAUUCGGAUAAAAAAGCAAUCGAAGAUACAGUAUCCAAUUUAGAAAAAGGAUAUAAUCAGUUAAUGUCUGCAAUCAAUGAUAAAAGCAAUGAAUUGCAAACUGCACUUGUUCAUUCUCAGGAUGUUCAGGAUGGUUUAGAUCGUAUACUUCGUUGGUUAGAUGAAGCAGAAAACAUUCAGAGAAAUCAAAGUAAAUCCAUAAGUCUUGUUAGAGAAAAGCUUGAUGAUCAGAUUCAAGACCAUAGAAUGUUACAAACUGAUAUUGACAGACAUAAGCCAACCAUUGAUGCACUAAAUGUAUCUUCUCAGGACUUACUAAAUAAUUCAAAUUCUCGUUUAGCUAAAAAAGUAGAAAUGAAAAUGAAGGAUGUUAAUAGUCGUUUUGAGAAAUUAUGUGAUAAAAGUAGGAAACGUGGAGACAUUUUGGAUGAAGUUUCAUCUUCAUUAGAAAUUUUUGAAAUGAAAGUUUUUAAAUUUGAGGAAUGGCUAUGUUCAAUGAUGAGUUUUAUUGAUGGUCGUGAUAUUACUCAUAGGAGUGUUGACAGCUUUGAAAGAAUUAUCGAAGAUGUCAUGAAUCAACGAAAUUCUAAAAUAAAUGAAUAUGAAGAAACAGUGAAAAUGGGAAAGACACUUUUAGCAAAAAUUGAUGUUACUGAUACAUCUUAUGUACGAGACAAAUUAAAACAUCUUGAACAACAGUGGAAAGAGCUUUCAGAUGCUUUAUUAGACAAGCAGAAAUUGGAAAAAACACGAUUAGAACAGUUAUCUGCAUAUGAGGCACUAAGGGCUAAAGUUAUAGAAUGGCUUAGCAACAUGGAAGCUAGAGUAGAAAAUUUAGAACCUGUUGCAAUGGAUAAAGAUACUUUACGUAAACAAGCUCUGGAAAUUAAGCCAUUGAUUAAAGAACAUGCUGAAUAUGCAUCAACUAUUGAUAAAGUCAACCAAUUAGGAAAUGCUUAUGAUUCUAUAAUGCGUGCUGAUAGUCCACAUCGUGCUAGAAGUCCAACAAAAAAACAGUCUCCUUCACCAUCAAGCCCUACCAGACGAUCGCCAUCCAGGAUAUGGAGAUCACCUGAUAGCAAGACAAUUGCUACUACCCCUCUUUCCAGUGGAUCCAGUGGAUUUGGGAGUAGACCUAACUCUGUUGACAACCUAGGUAAUUUGGAAGAUUUAACACCAAUUCAACAGCAGUUAUCUGAGAUUAAUCAUAGAUAUAGCUUACUUGGUGUUAAAUUAAGUGAUCGCCAUCAAGAAGUUACAGAUGUUACUGAAGAGAUUAGAAUUCAUUUAGAUAUGUUAAAAGCACUUUUGUCUUUCAUACAAGCUAAAGAGAAACAAAUACCUAAAGAUAUGUUACCAUUGUCUAGAGAUUUAGCUGAAAGACAGAUGGUAGAACUAAAGAUAAUCCAAGAAGAAAUACAAGAAAAGCAACAUGAUAUGGAUCGUGUGAAAAAUCAAGCAAAUGAUCUCUUAAGAAAAAAGCCAAAUGCUCUUGGUGCAAACAAUUUACAGCAAGAAGUUAAUGAACUUGGAUCAAAAUGGUCACAGAUUCAGUCACUCAUCAAAAACAAAUUAAACUUUUUACAAGAAUUAAAGGAAUUUCAGGAAACAAAUGAUUUACUUAUUAAUUGGUUAUCACAGAAAGAAAAAAUGUUUCACGUUUUAGGACCAAUUGCAUCAGAUCCCCGAAUGGUAACUUCACAAAUGCAGCAAGUUCAAGUUAUGAGAGAUGAAUUCAUUUCACAACAGCCAUUAUUAAAUAGAUUUAAGAAAUCUGGCCAAAAUAUUCUUAAAUCUAUUGAUAGCAUUUCUCCUGGUUAUAAAAAAAUUAAAGAACAAAUGGAUAGUGUCCAAAGUCAGUGGGAUGAUUUAAUUAAUCGUCUCAAUAACAGAGAGAGGAGCUUAGAUGCAGCAAGUGGUGCAACUAAAAAUUUCCAUGAUAAUUUGAAUAAAUUACAAGAUAGUCUACAACAAAUUAGUGAUAAAUUUGAUAUGUUAUCAGAAACUGGGUCAGAUUCAGGAGAACAACUAGAAAAGUUAAAGAAUCUAGAAGAUGAUCUAGAUAAACAACGACCAUUGCUUGCAGAUGCAGAAAGUGUAUGUGAACAAUUAUGUGACAUAUUAAGUGAUUCUGCAUCCAAAAAUGAAAUUACAACCAAAUUGAAUUCAUUAGAAAAGCAGUAUAAUAAUUUAAGUAGAAAAAUCACUAAUCGAAAAGCUGAGUUAGAAUCAUCAUUGAGGGAAGACAAAGAAUUUUUUAUUUCUUGUGAUCAUAUCCAAGUUUGGUUAAAGGAAAGAGAAAAUAUAUUAAAUCAGAAUUUUCAAAUAUCUGCUGAUGAAACAAUUUUGAAACAUCAAGUGCAGGAAUUUGAGAUUACUUAUAAAGAGGUGUUGAAUAAAGAACAUGAAGUUCACUUAAUGUUAAGUAGAGGAGCAGACAUGAUGAAUAAAAUGAAUCGUAAAUCUGAUACUUUACAAUUACAAAAUAAACUUGAUUCAAUUAAGCGUCAAUGGGAUAAAAUUAGAAAAUCAGCUACUGAUAGGAUAUUGAUUACUUAUAAAGAGGUGUUGAAUAAAGAACAUGAAGUUCACUUAAUGUUAAGUAGAGGAGCAGACAUGAUGAAUAAAAUGAAUCGUAAAUCUGAUACUUUACAAUUACAAAAUAAACUUGAUUCAAUUAAGCGUCAAUGGGAUAAAAUUAGAAAAUCAGCUACUGAUAGGCAUACCAGACUUCAACAUUGUUCUGAAAACUGCAGAAAAUAUUAUGCUGCUUUAAAAGUAUUUAUUCCAUGGUUACAGCAAAGUGAAGACAAACUCAACUCUUUAAAGCCAAUUAGUUUUAAACGUGUUGAACUUGAUAAGCAAAUUAAAGAAAUUCAGGCUUUUAAAAAUGAUAUAUCAAAACAUAGUCAAGAAUUUGAUAGUCUUUAUCACUUGGGAGAAUCAGUAAUUUCCUGCUGUGAUAUUGACAAAGAACCUGUACGUGAAGGAAUUAAUCAAAUUAAAAAGAGAUGGGACAGAAUGAAUCAGGGAAUAUAUGAAAGAGCUCAAUCAUUAGAUGAUAUUUCUCAGAAUUUAGUAGAUUAUCAGGAUAAGGCACGAGAUGUCCAACAUGCCUUACAACGAUUAGAAGACAAACUGGCUUCUCAUGAUGGAUUAGGAGAUGCUUCUAGAGAUCCUAAGUUAUUGGACAGAAUAAAAACGAUGCUAUCAGAUGCUAAUGCUCUUAAAAAACAGUUGGAUCAGUUACAUGUUUAUGCAGACAAGUUAAUUUCAAAUGCAAAGUCUAAAUCAGAUACCAGUCACAUAUUGGAUGAAAUUGAAGCUUUAGAAAAGCGUCAUCGUAAAUUAACACAGAAUCUUGAAAAUCGCUGUGAUGAUUUGAAAUCUGCUUCUGAAAUAGUAUCGCAUUUUAUGGACAAAGUAAAAUCUGUUCUACAUGAUUUAAGUGAUCUAGAAGAAAAAUUAGACAACAUGAGUCCAAUUGCAAGAGAUAUAAGAACAGUCACUGCUCAAAUUAAUGAAAUGAAGGAUUUCUUUAGAAUUUUGGGGAAAAGUCAAGAAGACUUUGUAGAUGCAGAACAUCAGGGUCAUACUAUUGUAUCUCAGGGUUUUGUUCCAGAUCCUAAAGGAUGUAAAGAUCAGGUAAUUGCUAUUUAUAGAAUUAAAAUUUNGAGUGGCGGAGGGAGGAGUGCUGUCGGUAAGAAGACAGGCGAUACACGAACGAUGCUAUCAGAUGCUAAUGCUCUUAAAAAACAGUUGGAUCAGUUACAUGUUUAUGCAGACAAGUUAAUUUCAAAUGCAAAGUCUAAAUCAGAUACCAGUCACAUAUUGGAUGAAAUUGAAGCUUUAGAAAAGCGUCAUCGUAAAUUAACACAGAAUCUUGAAAAUCGCUGUGAUGAUUUGAAAUCUGCUUCUGAAAUAGUAUCGCAUUUUAUGGACAAAGUAAAAUCUGUUCUACAUGAUUUAAGUGAUCUAGAAGAAAAAUUAGACAACAUGAGUCCAAUUGCAAGAGAUAUAAGAACAGUCACUGCUCAAAUUAAUGAAAUGAAGGAUUUCUUUAGAAUUUUGGGGAAAAGUCAAGAAGACUUUGUAGAUGCAGAACAUCAGGGUCAUACUAUUGUAUCUCAGGGUUUUGUUCCAGAUCCUAAAGGAUGUAAAGAUCAGUUAGCAAAUUUACAACGCCAAUUGAAUCGUAUCAAUGAAAGGGCAAAAACACGUCAGAACAAUUUAGAGACCAUGUCAAAACGCUUGGAACAAUUUUAUAAAAAUUACAAUGAAACGACUCAAAAUUUGAACGAUGCUAUUCACAAAGAAAAGUCAUUUUCUGCUGUUGGAGGAGAAAUUGAAAUGGUUAAAAUUCAACAAGAAGAAUUUAAGAUAUUUCAAGGAUAUUGUAUGGAUGAAUUUAAUAAGGAAGUUGAUGAGAUUAAUCAAACUGGACAAAGCCUUAUUCAAUCAGCAGCUCCUGGUGUUAAAACUAAUAAUUUAGAACAAGAUUUAGAAAAGCUCAAUGAUAAAUGGAACAGUUUAAAAGAAAAAUUAUAUGAUAGAGAACGUCGACUAGAUGUAGCUCUCCUUCAGUCAGGAAAAUUCCAAGAAGCUUUAGCAGGUGUGGAAAAGUGGCUUCAAGAUACAGAAGAUAUGGUAGCAAAUCAGAAACCUCCUUCUGCUGAUUAUAAAGUUGUAAAAGCACAACUUCAAGAACAGAAAUUCUUGAAUAAAUUGCUGUUGGAUAGGCAAGGAAGCAUGUCAUCUUUAAUGACUAUGGGAACAGAAGUCAUGCGCAAUCUUCAACCUUAUGAGCAAGCACAAGUUGAAGGACAAUUAAAAAAUCUAAUGCAUAGGUUUGAAGAUUUAAUUACUGGUGCUCAAGAACGUACUGAUGCUUUAGAAAGAACAAUUCCAGUAGCCCAUGAUUUCCAAGAAAAAUUAACACCUUUGGCUGAAUGGUUAGAACAAACAGAAAAGAGAUUAGCUACUAUGGCAACUGUUCCAAUUGAAAGAGAAAAAUUGCGACAACGUAUUGCUGAACAUGGGGCUCUUCAUGAUGAUAUAAUGGAUCAUAAAGAAGCUUUUGAAGAGCUAACUGAAUUAGCACAAAUGUUAAUGAGUUUAGUUGGAGAUGACGAAGCACAGACAGUUGUGGAGCGUUUACAAGAAAUAACAGAUCAUUAUGCAAAAAUAGUUGAACAAAGUGAACACAUUGGUCAAUUAUUAUCUGAAGCUCAUGAAGGAAUAGGAAGCUUCCUUAUCAAUUUUGAAGAUUUAAUGGCUUGGAUUGAUGAAAUGGUAUCUCGUUUAUCCCGCUAUCAAAUUCUGAGUGUGUAUGUUGAGAAGUUACAAGAACAAUUGGAUGAACUUAUUGAAUUAAGUGAAGAAAUAGCUGAUCAUCAAAAGCAAGUAAGCGAGGCUGUUAAUUCUGGUCAAGAAAUGAUGAAACAUGCAUCAGGUGAUGAUGUUAUUAGAAUGAAAGAAAAACUUGAUAUGUUGCAAGUCAAAUUUUCUGAUCUAACGAGUAAAGCUACUGAUAGACUCAGACAAGCUCAGGAAACUUUACCUGUUGUUCAGAAUUUCCACAGUUCUCAUGAACGCUUAAUAAGUUGGAUGAAUGAAGCUGAAAAGGAUUUGAAAACUUUGGAAACUGUUGGACUUAGAGUUCAGGAAUCAACUAUAAGUCGUUUAGAAACAGAAAUUCAGGAAUACAGGCCUUUGAUUGAGACAAUAAAUCAUCUUGGUCCACAAUUGUGUCAAAUGUCUCCCGGUGAUGGAGCUACAGUUAUUGAAGGUCUUAUCUCUCAUGACAAUCGCCGCUUUGAUACUAUUUGUGAACAAGUACAGCGUAAAGCUGAAAGAAUUGAUCUUUCUAAACAAAGAAAUGUAGAAGUUAUUGGAGAUAUUGAUGAAAUAUUGGAUUGGUUUCAUGAAGCUGAAAAACAGAUGUUGGAAGCAGAACCUCUCAUUGUUGAUCCAGAUUCUUUAGCAGCCUUAUUAAAAGAACAAAAGAUCUUAAACGAUGAAGUCAGCAGUCAAAAAGGACGUGUUCGAGACAUACUUGCCUCAGCCAAGAAAUUAAUGAGAGAGUCUUCGAGUGAUGAUUUAGCCCAUAUCAGAGAUAAAGCCGAUGAGCUUAAAGAUGUAGUAAAUACUGUAUCAGCUCUUUCUGCUGAUCGCCUCAGUGCCUUGGAACAAGCACUCCCUCUUGCUGAACAUUUCUUUGAAACUCAUGCAGAUAUAAGUCAAUGGUUAGAUGAAAUGGAAUCUGAAGCUGAACUUUUAGAAACUCCUGCCUUGAAUGCUCAUCAAAUCAAAAAACUUCAAGAUAGGAAUAAAGGAUUAUUGCAAUCAGUUAAUGAACAUAAACCACUCUUGGAUAAAUUAAACAAGACUGCUAUUGCUUUGAAAAAGCUUUGCAGUGCAGAUGAAGGUGAUAAAGUCCAAGCAAUUUUAGAUCUGGAUAAUAAUCGCUACAACAGCUUAAAAAUGGCACUUCGUGAAUGGCAAGAUGCUCUUGAUGAAGCUCUGCAGGCAACUUCUCAGUUUUCUGAUAAAUUAGAUGGAAUGCUAAAUGCAUUAUCAUCUACAGCAGAACAGCUUAAUAAUGCUGAACCAAUAUCUGCUCAUCCAGAAAAAAUACAUGAACAAAUCUGUGAUAAUAAGGCUGUUUUGAAAGAUUUAGAUAAACGUUCAAGUGCAUUAGAAGCAGUUAGACGAGCUGCUGAUGAUGUAAUUACCAAGGCUGGCGAUUCAGAAGAACCUGCUGUGAGAGAUAUCAAAAAGAAACUUGACAGACUUAGUGAUUUAUGGGAUACAAUCCAAAAAGCUGCUCGUACCCGAGGGCGAUCUUUAGAAGAUGCUAUGAUUGCAGCGGAGAAGUUCUGGGAUGAAUUAAAUGCUGUGAUGAAAGCAUUAACAGAAUUGCAAGAUAACUUAAACUCACAAGAGCCUCCAGCUGUAGAACCAAAUGCAAUUCAGCAACAAAAAGAAGUAUUGCAGGAAAUCAAACAAGAAAUUGAACAAACCAAACCAGAGGUGGAUCAUUGUCGUCUUGCAGGUCAAGGAUUGAUGAAAUUAUGUGGAGAACCAGAUAAACCAGAAGUCAAAAAACACAUUGAAGAUUUGGAUUCUGCUUGGGAAAAUGUUACUUCAUUAUAUGCUAAGCGAGAACAAAAUCUCGUAGAUGCAAUGGAAAAAGCAAUGAACUUCCAUGGUAUCCUUCAGAAUCUUCUAGAAUUUCUGGAUUCAGCAGAAGAAAAAUUUUCUGAUUUAGGUCCAUUAGAACAAGAUAUUGAAACAGUAAAGGAACAAAUUAAUGAAUUAAAGGAUUUUAAACAAGAAGUGGAUCCACACAUGAUUGAAGUUGAAGCAUUAAAUCGACAAGCACAGGAAUUAAUGGAACGUACUUCUCCUACACAAGCAAGAACUAUAAGAGAACCGUUGGCAGAUAUUAAUCAUCGUUGGGAUGACUUGCUGAAGGGUAUUGUUGAUAGACAGAGAGAAUUAGAAAAUGCUCUUCUGCGAUUGGGUCAAUUCCAACACGCAUUAGAUGAGUUAUUAGUCUGGAUGUCACAAACAGAAAAAACUUUAGAUGAGCUUAGACCUGUUUUUGGUGAUCCUCAAAUUAUUGAAGUUGAACUUGCUAAACAUAAGAUUUUGAUAAAUGAUAUACAAGCACAUCAAACAAGUGUAGACACUUUAAAUAGAGCCGGACGUCAGUUAAUAGAAGCUAAUCGAGGGAGUGAAGAUGCCAGUGUCACUCAAAAUAAACUUAAUAAUUUAAAUAAGAAAUGGCAGCAACUACAAGAUAAAUCCACAGAAAGACAAAAUGAACUUGAAGAGGCAUUAAAAGAGGCACAAGCAUUCCAUCAAGAAGUUCAAGACCUGUUGAUGUGGUUAAGUGAUAUUGAUGGACAACUUGUGACUUCUAAACCAGUUGGAGGUCUACCAGAAACUGCUAGAGAACAAUUAAAUCGCUUCAUGGAAUUAUACAAUGAUUUAGAUGGUAAUCGACACAAGAUAGAAGCUGUAAUGCAGCAAGGACAAGAUUAUCUGAAACGAUCAAAUGAAGGUGCUGCUACUAAUCUUCAACACAAUUUGAAAACAUUAAAGCAGAGAUGGGAUAAUGUACUUAAUCGUGCUAAUGACAGAAAGAUAAAAUUAGAAAUUGCUCUCAGGGAGGCCACAGAAUUUCAUGAAGCUCUUCAAGAAUUUGUGGAAUGGCUUACAAAUGCAGAAAAAUAUAUGAGCAACCUUAAAGCUGUUAGUCGAGUUAUGGAUGCUGUAAUGGAACAAAUUGAAGAGCAUAAAGCAUUUCAAAAAGACGUUGGCACUCACAGGGAAGUAAUGCUCAAUCUUGAUAAGAAAGGAACUCACCUGAAAUACUUUAGUCAAAAACAGGAUGUUAUCUUGAUCAAAAAUCUACUAAUCAGUGUUCAACAUCGAUGGGAAAGAGUUGUUUCAAAGGCUGCAGAAAGAACUAGAGCAUUGGAUCACGGUUAUAAAGAAGCUAAAGAGUUUCAUGAUGCAUGGAUUGAAUUGACAACGUGGUUGGAUGAAGCAGAGAGCAACUUGGAUAGUACAACUCAUAUAGGUAAUGAUCCUGAGAAGAUAAAACAACUAUUAGCAAAACACAAAGAAUUUCAAAGGGCUCUAGGCUCUAAGCAGCCAAACUAUGAUGCUACAAUGAAAAAUGGUCGUACAUUAAAAGAAAAAGCACCAAAAACUGAUAUCCCUGUCCUGCAAGAUAUGAUGGAUGAGUUGAAAAAUAAAUGGAAUAAUGUUUGCUCAAAAUCUGUGGAUAGACAACAGAAAUUAGAAGAAGCUUUAUUGUUUUCUGGUCAGUUUAAAGAUGCUGUUCAAGCUCUCAUUGAUUGGUUAGAUAAAGCUCAAACAACUCUGUCAGAAGAACAAUUCUUAUAUGGUGAUUUAGAUACUGUUAUGGCAUUAGUUGAUCAGCAUAAGACAUUCCAAGAUGAAUUAAAUAUUCGAGGUAACAGCAUGGAAUCCGUACGACGUACGGCAAGAGAAUUAUUACAGUCUGCAAGUGUUGAAGAUGCUGAACACAUCCAAUCUCAAAUGACACUUUUGGAUAAGAAGUGGGAAGAAGUUGUGCAGCUCAGUACAAACAAAAAGUUAUUACUAGAAGAAAGUUUAAAACAGGCUGAGAGAUUGCAUAAAGCUGUGCAUAUGCUUUUGGAAUGGCUCUCAGAUGCUGAAAUGAAGUUACGGUUUGCUGGACCUUUACCAGAAGAUGAAGAAACAACACGUCAACAGAUAUCUGAACAUCACUGUUUCAUGGAAGAAAUGACAGAACAAGAAGUCCAUAAAGAUAAUACAAUUUCUCUAGCACAAGAAAUACUUCAAAAAUGUCAUCCAGAUGGAGUUUCUGUUAUUCGUCACUGGAUCACUAUUAUACAAUCUCGCUGGGAAGAGGUAUUUGUAUGGGCAAGACAAAGAGAACAAAGAUUGCAGGAUCAUUUAAGAUCAUUAAGAGACAUUAUGGACUUAUUAGAAGAAUUGUUAGCAUGGUUAAUAGGAGCAGAAGCCAGUUUGACUGCUUUGGAAGCAGAACCAUUACCUGAUGAUAUUCCUACUUUAGAACAAUUAAUUAAAGAUCAUCAGGGAUUUAUGGAUGACAUGUCUAAAAAACAACCCGAUGUUGAAAGAGUUACGAAAGCUUUUUCAUCAAAACGCCAACCACAUCAACAGAAUCAGGCACCCACUCGCGAGAAGGGGGCUAAAGAAUUACCUCAUAAAGCUGGAAAAGGUCUUCUGGCACCGAAAACCUCAACUCCUGGAAGACAAGCAGUUGAUCCUGAAAUUAAGCAUCCAAAAGCACGAGAGUUGGUUGAAAAGUGGCGUAAUGUUUGGCUUUUGGCAAUGGAGAGACAGCGUCGCUUACAAGAUAAAUACAAUUAUCUUCUAGAAUUGGAAAGAAUAAAGAAUUUUGAUUUUGAUGAAUGGAGGAAAAGAUUCUUAGCCUGGAUGAAUAAUAAGAAAUCCAGAGUAAUGGAUUUAUUCCGUAAAAUAGAUAGAGAUAAUGAUGGAAAAGUAACCAGAGAGCAAUUUAUUGAAGGCAUCUUAAAGUCUAAUGAUGAUGAAGUUAAAGAUGAAGUCAUGGACUUCUAUAAAAUUAUUAAGUGGGGAAUUUUUUCGGAAAGGAAUUUUUCUCCUUGUCUCCCAUUGGAAAAAUACAUAAUCAUCUGUGUUAUACUAAAUUUUAAUUUUAAAAUUGUAAAAUUGUUCUCUGUUACUUUCUCUGUUUCAUAUUUUAUAAUGGGUUUUUCUGCAUGCUAUGCAUGUAAUCUUCAAGGUUUAAAAAUAUAUUUAAGAUUGUUUUAUUUUAUUUUCCCUGCAUGUUAUUGUUGCAUGCUACAAUUUUGUGUUGUCUCUGUUUUGUCUGUGUUAUAUUUAGCCAAAGGACGAACCAAUUUAGAACUUCGUGAGCAGUUCAUACUAGCCGAUGGCGUCAGCCAGUCACUGACUCCAUUUAAACCGAAACCGAGUCCCAAUUCCUCACAAUCGUCUCAGAGUGGAGGGUCUUCAUUCAUCCAUUCAGCAGGUUCAAUACCCUCAACAGGUCCCAUUACCAAGUUAACAAAAAGAUUUAUUUUCAAUAUUUCUAUUAACAAUUUCUGCUAUUUUGGUUUGCUUUCACCAUUUCAUCUUAUAGCUCCAUUUCUGCUGUUGAGAUGUCUUCCAGUACAAAGUCUUGAGCCAUCUUUCUAUAGACCGGUACCGUCAGAAGAAGGUUCUCGAAUUCCAGUAUACUGUUGGGUACGCGAAAAGAGUGAACGUAGUGUUCCAAUGCGUCAGAGGAGAACUUCGGGUCCGGCAGAUACCAGCAGUGAUUAUAGUGGCCCUAGUUUUAGUGAAACUGAUAGUUUCAGUGCUAGAUCUGCCAGGGCUCGAACUACACCUACUUCCAAUAGUCGACUUACUCCUGGUGGGCCCAGCAGUAAAUCAUCGAGUAGAGCCGGUAGCCGACCUUCUAGCCGACCCAAUAGUCGACCCCCCAGCCGAGCGGGCAGCGAUCUAUCGGCAGAAAGCGUCGAAGCCUAUAGAAGUUCGUCCAGAACACCGACCGGUACCGCCAGGCGUCGUACCCCAGUCACCCCCCGAUCCUCAUCAAAUGCCAGAGGUACCCCCGCCUCAACUUCCAAGAUACCGUCGAUAAAACGGACUCCGUCUUUCGGAUCUUCGUCCGCGCGAUCCAGAACCACGGACGAAGACGGAAGACCCAUAGGAAGAGAGAGAUGGAAAUGAGGGGGGGAAAGUGAGAGAGUGAGAGAGAGCCGUUCGCGGACUCUUUUUUUUUAAAAACAAAAACAAAAAAAAAAUUAAUGUUUUACCAUCUGUACAUAAAAUAAUUCCGUUUUGUCCUUUUUUUAUUUGGAAAGCCGUACCGGACUUUUUUGGUCGUAACCGUGGUCACACACAAACACACACACACACACACACACACACAUACACCCUAACACUUUUCGUAUCUGUGACGUCGCGCCCUCUAACACCGACGAUAAAAGCUAGUCGGGUGGCCGGCCUAAAAAAAUUAAUAAUAAUUAAUAAUAAUAAUAAUAAUGCUCAAACGUCGAAGGGACCGUCCGGGCCCCCCCCCUAAAUAACUGUAUCCAACGUCGGAGAGUGCGUUUCUCCUUCCCAAAACAAAGGUCACGCCCGAAACGUACUCGACUUACCGGGAUCGUCCCGACGAGAGGAAGCACUCCCGGAAAACCCCGAUAUAGCGUAAAUAUCGGUACGGUAACGCAUCAGUUACUAACAGGCCGAAGCUCAGGAAUAAAAAAAAAAAAAAAAGAGUGCCACCGUGGCCAUCUUCGCCGCUAA